Molecule: messenger RNA, 4881 nt
Organism: Melospiza melodia melodia
Lineage: Eukaryota; Metazoa; Chordata; Aves; Passeriformes; Passerellidae
Gene: GOLGA2
Product: golgin A2
Exons: 28
Coding region: 31-3171 (1046 amino acids)
Biological process (GO): Golgi organization
Cellular component (GO): Golgi cis cisterna; Golgi cisterna membrane; cis-Golgi network
Molecular function (GO): protein binding
Source: RefSeq, a predicted model, not a curated record
GGGCUGACGUGGCCCGGGCGCGGGGCGGACAUGGCGGACGGCAGCAGGCAGAGCCGGUUGGCCGCGGCCAAGAAGAAGCUGAAGGAAUAUCAGCAGAAGAACAGCCCUGGAGCCACUGCAGGAACUAAGAAAAAACGCAAAACUAAAGAAGGCAGCAGACCUGCAACUCCCACCACCGAUGACCAGCAGCCUCCAGAGAAUAUUCAGAACAUUCUGAAGGUGCUGGUGUCAGACCUUAACCGCUCCAAUGGGGUAGCCAUACCCUCAUUGGACAAGAGGAAGGCAUACUUUGACAGUGAUGUUGCCACUCGUAGUGCUGAACAGCUUGCUCCUGAUGUCCCUGUGCUAUCUAACAGCAACAGCCUCCCUAGUUGUGGUUCUGUUCUGCCUGCUCCUGAGAGCAUGCAGCUGACACAGAUGAAUGAAGCUGAGGAUCAUAAAAAUGCUUUGGAUGAGAACAGGUCUUUCUCAUCAACAGAGGGUCUCCGUCAGUUGUCUGAGCAACUCAACGGCCUGGUUUCCCAGUCUACAUCGUAUGUGAAUGGAGAAAGUGCUGUUUCUUCCACAAAUAUUAAGGAAAUGGAAACACGUUACCAGGAGCUGGCAGUAGCCCUGGAUUCCAGCAAUCUAACUAACAAACAGCUCGUUACAAAGAUAGAGGAAUUGAAACAGCAGAACCAAGAAGCAGUGAAUCAGCUGGAAAAGGAAAAGAAGGAGUUUGAACAGAAAUUUUCUAAAGAGCAAGCAGCACUGAGGGAACAGUUACAGGUUCAUAUCCAGACUAUUGGAAUUCUUGUUUCUGAGAAGUCAGAGUUGCAGACAGCCCUUGGCCACACUCAGCAAGCUGCACGGCAGAAAUCAGGAGAAGCUGAGAGCCUCGCUGCCCGUCUGCAUUCGUCCCGCCAGCGAGUGUCGGAGCUGGAGCGCACCUUGUCCUCCAUCUCCAUGCAGCAGAAGCAGUCAGAGAAGCAUAAUAAAGAGUUAGUGAAGGAGCGAGACAACCUGAAACUGGAACUGUACAAACGAAGCAAAAGUAGUGAGGAAAUAAAACAGCAGAAUUCAGAGCUGUCAGAGAAAGUUCACUCCCUGGUGUCCCAGAACUCAGCUAUGAAGUUGGAUGUGGAAGAUUUGCAGAAGAAAUUGGAAAUGGCUGAACUGAUGAUUCAACAGUUCUCAAGCCAGGGAGGGAGUCUGGAUGCAAACCAGCAGCUGCAGAUGGCUCUGGAGGAGAAGGCAAGCAUGGAAACCCAGGUAGCUCAGCUCUCAGAGUCACUCCAGCAGCUGCAGGCAGAAAGAGAUCAGUAUGUGGAGAAACUGAGGGAGGAGGGCAGCAUUUGGCAGCAGAGGGUGCAGCAGCUCUCUGAGCAGGUCCAUACAAUGGCAGAGGAGAAGGAGAAGCACAUGGCCAAAAUUCAGGAGCUGGAGAACAAUGUUACAGAGCUGUUGAACACAUCAGCAGUGAAGCCCAUGGAUAUCGAGCCUGCCUCACCACCAGGGCCCACAGCAGCCGAGCUCAGCCUGCAGGAGGAGAUCCAGCGGCUGCAGCAGGAGAAGGAGGAGCUGCAGGGGCAGUACCAGGCCCAGGUCAGGGACAAUGAGCAGCUGAGCCACCUGAACCGGGAGCAGGAGGAGCGGCUGCUGGAGCUGGAGAGGAGCGUGCAGCGCUACAGCGAGGAGGCCGUGGACAGGCAGCAGAUCCUGGAGGACAUGCAGAGUGACAAGGCCACCAUCAGCAGGGCACUGAGCCAGAACCGGGACCUGAAGGAGCAGCUGGCUGAGCUGCAGAAUGGCUUUGUUAAACUGACAAAUGAAAACAUGGAGGUUACAAGUGCCCUGCAGUCAGAGCAACACGUCAAGAAGGAGCUGGCCAAGAAGCUUGGGCAGCUGCAGGAGAACCUGGCAGAGCUCAAAGAGACGCUGGAGCUGAAGACACAAGAGGCCCGUGGCCUGCAGGAGCAGAGGGACCAGUGCUACAGCCACCUGCAGCAGUACACCCUGGCCUUCCAGCAGCUUGCUGCUGAGAAGGAGGAGCUGCACAAGCAAUUCCUGCUUCAGACACAGCUCAUGGACCGCCUGCAGCACGAGGAGGUCCAGGGCAAGGUGACAGUGGAAAUGCACCUGAAAGAGCUGCAGCAGACAAAGGAAAGUCUGGAAGCUGUAGCCAAGGAAAACAAAGAGCUGCAGGCCCAGAUCAGUCAGCUGGCAGCAGAAAUGGAUGGCAGGAUUUUGCACCAACUGGAGGAAGGCAAUGAAGCAAUGACUGAAGAAAUCCAAAAACCUUCUCUUGAGAUCCCAGAGAAGUUUGAAAGCCAUGAAGAAAUGGUCCUUUUCGUGACCUCUGCCAUGUCCCAGGUGGAGCAGGAGCGAGAAGGUCUGAGGAAGCAGCUGGCUGCUCAGAAGCAGCAGUGCAGAACCCUCCUGCAGCAAAUCACAGCUCUUAGGCAGGAGCAGCAACAUCAGGUCACACUGGAUGGAGGCUCCAUUAUGGAUACUGUUCCAGUGGAGGUUCACGAAGCUUUGAAAACUGCCAUGGACAAGCUACAGUUGCGUUUCACAGAGCUGAUGCAUGAGAAGGCUGACCUGAAGGAGCGGCUGGAGGAGCUGGAGCACCGCUGCAUCCAGCUGUCUGGAGAGACUGACACCAUUGGGGAGUACAUUGCACUGUACCAGAGUCAAAGGGCUAUCCUCAAACAGCGGCACCAGGAGAAGGAGGAGUACAUCAGCAGGUUGGCUCAGGAUAAGGAAGAGAUGAAGAUGAAACUACUGGAACUGCAGGACUUAGUGAUGCGCCUGGUGAGGGAAAGAAAUGAAUGGUACAGCAAGUAUGUAACAGCUGCUCAGAACCCAGAGCUGCUGGCAGGCCAGACUGAGGGCGGGCUCCCAGCAGAGAGGCGCAUGGAGCUCAACGCCACCGAUGGAGCAGGGUUACGAGAGGUGAAUCUGUCAGAUGAAGCAGAACAAGAGGCUGCUGUUCAUCAAUCCGGUUUGCCCCCUGCUGACAGCAAAGCUGCUCAGCCAAACCAAGAGGACCCCACAGCAAAGCAAAUAAUGCAGCUUCUCAGAGAAAUCCAGAACCCUCAGGAGAGGCUGGGCUCCCUGCUGGAAAACCCAUGCAUUCCCUUCUUCUACCGUGCUGAUGAGAACGAUGAGGUCAAGAUCAUGGUAGUUUAAGAGGUGCUACAUCUUACUGACAGCAACUUUCUGUGGGCCUGAAAGGACUUGAUGGACUUGUAUGUGCCCAUACCUGUGCUCAGUGCCCUUGGUGAGAACAGGUUCCUAAAGACAUCAGUAAAGAGAGAUUGUAUCAGAUGGAACUUGAGCAUCAGACCUCAUCUUCUCUUUCCUCUGUUACUCGGUGUGCUUGGAGGACAGGCAGACUCUUAACUCAUCCUGGGAGGCAGCUGGUGCUGCCACAUCACCUAGGCCAGGUUCAGACUGGGGGCAAAGGGAGUCCAUGACUUUUGGCAAAAUGACUUAACCCUUGUCCCAGACUCUGCUGCCACAGGAGCUCCCCAUGGUUCUGAUCCAUCACUCAUGCCUGUCAUCAGCCCAGUUCCUUCCAGGGCUCCCAGAGUAACUAACUGUUCUGCUAAUGGACUCUCUGGACUCUCAGCAGGUUGGGUUUGUUUUCAUACUAUGUAUCCUGAACUCCCCCUUGCUGCUGCAGCCCUGCCUCUUGCACCUGUAUUUCUGAACAGGCCCCCAGCAAGCAGCUCCCGGGCAGCACAGCCCUGCCUGUUCUCAUUGCCAGGGGAAGGGACCCAAGGGAGCCUUGAGGGGUUUUUGGUUACUUGACAAAGCUUUAUGUGAUUCUUGGGAGUGGGGUGGAAAUGUAACUGCACUUUGAAGGAUGAUGUGUUUCACUUGUAUGUGUCUGAAGGUUUUAUUUAUUUUAAGAAAUGGGAGAAAUUAAGUAAAAGGAAACCACUUAAUAAACAUGCUUCGUUUUGAAUUUCUGGACUUUAGGGGUUCUAGUUCUCCAUCCCUGAACUUUCCUCUUCUCCCAUUUUGGUAAGGAUGGCAGGAGAUGAGUGGAAACCAAGAUCCCAUGGUGCAUGUUUAAGGUCCUGGGACAUACAGCAGCAAGUGUGGUAGUCCUGGCCCUGCCUUGAAGCCAUAGCCCUGAUUUUUGGGAGAAAAUAGAACAGGGAGGGAGGAGAGGGCUCCCUGAAACAGCAGCAAAACAAAUCUGGGUGUGGAAGUUUAUGCCAUGUGAACUGAAUGUGGAUAUCCUGCAACUGACUCUGCCUUCAGGCAAGAACUGCCUGUUCUUAGGAUGGGUGAGGUCAAGAGUGGAGUUUGGAGGGAAACCACAGGGGAGGUUAAAGGGACCUGAUCAUUGGAGCUGUGUAAUUAAAGACAGGAGUGUGGACUGCUGCCUGAAGCAGCAUCAGCUGCCACCCUGUUACCUGCUGAGAUGGAAGCAGAGGAACACAGACACACAGAUUUGUGUUUGUUCAACAGCAGGGAUUGUGCUGGGUGAACCAUCAGUGCUUUACUGUGAGCCCCCAGGGGAAGCUGCUUUUUGAACUUUCAUUUAAAUGGCACAAGUGCUGUCAGUCUCUCCUCAGCACAAGUGACUGGGCUCCCCAGAGAUGGGGUGUGUACAUUCUGUAUCUGUGUAAAAUGUGUAUAUUCCUUGCAGAGAGACUAAGCCUGUUCAGUGUUUACAGAUGCUCAGGCUAUUCAUAAAUCUGUAUCAUAACUAAAAGGGGAAGGGCUGUGAUUUAAAACAGAGUAUUACUGUAGAAGGAAUAAAUAGUUAUUUGGUGUUUGCUCUAGAACUGUGAAGGACACAAGACUAGUGAAGGUCUGUGGUCUGUUGCAGAGGUGACUUAACCCUGUUACAAAUUUGCUUUCUGAAUAAACUUAUUCAGAGGG